This is a messenger RNA of Scophthalmus maximus (turbot), 1147 nucleotides long. Its product is annotated as putative methyltransferase DDB_G0268948. The transcript has 6 exons. Bases 168 to 995 code for a protein of 275 amino acids. Gene Ontology annotation, molecular function: S-adenosylmethionine-dependent methyltransferase activity. Lineage: Eukaryota; Metazoa; Chordata; Actinopteri; Pleuronectiformes; Scophthalmidae. The record is from RefSeq and is a predicted model, not a curated record.
AGUGUGUGUGUGUGUGUGUGUGUGUGUGUGGGUCUGUCUGCCUGCCUGCAGAAAGCGUAAAUGCUGGCUUAUCUUAUCCAGCAAAAUAUCAGAGCAUAAGAUUUAUUGCUCUAUUCUCUUUUUGAAACUUAUGACCGAUCAGCCGGUCAGAGGGGCACUAUCAAGCAAUGGCUUACCGUCUGUUUGAAGGCAAGAAGCAUGCUGCUUUGUACUUGAAGUACAGGGUCUCUCCAUCGGAUCAUCUGAUCCAACAGGUCCUUGGAUUCCUGGAAAAACAGAAAGGUCGCCCCUUCGAGCUGGCGGUGGAUGUGGGCUGUGGCUCAGGACAGGGCACACUGCUGCUGGCUAAACACUUUGCAUCCGUAGUGGGAACUGAUGUGAGUCCUGCCCAGCUGGAAUUGGCUUUGCAGCAUGCUCAGCAGGCAAACAUCACAUACAGAGAGUGCGUCGCUGAGGAGCUGCCAUUUGCCGACAGCUCGGUUGACCUGGUGACGGCCAUGACCGCAUUCCACUGGUUCGACAGGCCACGCUUUCUCCAAGAGGCCCACAGGGUCCUGAAGCCCCGGGGCUGCCUGGCUCUGCUCAGCUACACCAUGGACAUUGAGCUCAGCUACCGGGACUGCUGCGCGCACACACUGAACCAAGUCUCCCAAGAGUUUUACGCAGCCUUAAAACCAUACCGCAACCCCCAUCUCGGUCCCAGCAGUAUUGACUUAUACCGGGCGGCAUAUGAAUCGAUCCCUUACCCUGACAAGGAGUGGCAGGAGUGUGUGUGGGUGAGACGUACCAUGCCUCUGUCCAGCUACAUGGGGAUGCUGGAGUCGUUCUCCAGUUACCAGAUUCUGCUGAGAGAUGACCCACAGAAGGCCACGGACCUCUCCCAAGACAUUUGCCAAAAGCUGAUGUCCGCGAUGCAGGUGACCUCGGCGGAGGCAGAGGUCGGCGUGGCGGUGAAGUAUUUCUACCUGUUGGCCUGCAAACCACAGGACGCCUGACUCCCGCCAGCUCUCACGUCUUCGACAAAGCCAUGAGCGUGACGGACACAGCGGCAAGGACACGGGAACUCAGGCGCUUGCAAAUGACAUUCACUUAAAAAAGAAUAAUUGGACAGUUUGGUGGUGAAGAAAUACACUCUGAUUUCAAUUCG